AUGGCAUCAUUAAGGAGAGUCAAGAGCUUGUUCAACAUACACAAUAGCAGUCUCAACUCGUUUGUUAAUAGACAACCUCAACGACUGAGGUGGGCUCAUGCUUCACCAAGGUUGAUGCAACCUGAGGGAGGUCUGCAAACUCAAAUACGAUGGAUUGGUGAUCGGUUCACCAUCAACAAAACUUCAGAUGGGCUCAGUGCCAUCGUUGACAAAAGGCCCUACGACUUUGGUGCGACAAACUUUAUGACAAGAGACGUCAUGAAGCAGCACAUCUGGGCCAUUUUGGCUCUAUAA
This is a messenger RNA of Ilex paraguariensis (yerba mate), 294 nucleotides long. NCBI's taxonomy places the organism in Eukaryota, Viridiplantae, Streptophyta, Magnoliopsida, Aquifoliales, Aquifoliaceae. The record is from the annotation of a GenBank genome assembly.